Molecule: messenger RNA, 510 nt
Organism: Talpa occidentalis (Iberian mole)
Lineage: Eukaryota; Metazoa; Chordata; Mammalia; Eulipotyphla; Talpidae
Gene: PSPN
Product: persephin
Exons: 2
Coding region: 16-492 (158 amino acids)
Molecular function (GO): growth factor activity; glial cell-derived neurotrophic factor receptor binding; receptor tyrosine kinase binding
Source: RefSeq, a predicted model, not a curated record
GACCUGCCUGUCACCAUGGCCACGGGAGGAGUCCUGCUUGGCUCUCUGGUGCUUCUGCUGCUGCAGUUGGGCUUCGGCGGGGGCGCUGGGGCUCGAGGGGCCCUGGUGGCAGAGGGAGAGCUCUUGUCUGAGCCAGCAGCAGACAGAGGGACCCGGAGGCUACACCACCCCUUGUCCCCCUCAGGUGCCCGCCUACGCCGAGCCCCAGCCGGCCCGUGUCAACUGUGGAGCCUGCCCCUGCCCGUGGCAGAGCUGGGCCUGGGCUACACCUCAGAGGAGACGGUCAUCUUCCGCUACUGCGCUGGCAGCUGCCCCCGAGGUGCCCGCACCCAGCACGGCCUGACGCUGGCCCGGCUUCGGGGCCAGGGCCGAGCCCAUGGCGGGCCCUGCUGCCGGCCCACCCGCUACUCUGACGUGGACUUCCUUGAUGACCGCCACCGCUGGCAGCGGCUGCCCCAGCUCUCGGCAGCUGCCUGUGGCUGCGGUGGUUAAGGACGCCCAGCCCGGGGC